Molecule: messenger RNA, 762 nt
Organism: Entamoeba invadens IP1
Lineage: Eukaryota; Evosea; Mastigamoebida; Endamoebidae
Exons: 1
Coding region: 1-762 (253 amino acids)
Source: RefSeq, a predicted model, not a curated record
AUGAAAAUUGUUUUUCUUUUGCUGGUGAUUUUAAGUUUUGGCUGUGCCCAACAAUACGAAAUAAUUCAUAAAAAACGGGAGUUGACCGAAGGGCAGAGGAUUGCGUUACGCAACCGAAUGUUUGUAAUAAAUUAUUAUAAAAAUUUGGCGAAACAGCAACAACAAAAACGAAAGAUAAUAAAAUACGAUGCUCCUUCAUAUGAACAAAUAGCCGAACAACAACGCAAAGAAUUGAGUGACGUGUACAAUUCCAUUUUAAAGAAAAAACUCCGUGAACGCGCAAAACAGGAGGUUUUGAGAGAACUGCAAGCAAAACGAAGGCGUGAAGAGGAAGACGUGUAUGAAAAAAUCAAGGAGGAAGAGCGCCAAAAACUCAUGAAAGCGGAAACAAAACGAUUGUUGCAAAUUCGAGAAGCACAAAAACGUGUUGAAGAGGAACAAAAGAAGAAAGAGGAAUACGCCAAACAUUUGGAAUUGCAGAGGAAGAAAUCUUUUGAGAUCGAAAAAAAGAAACUUCUUGCACUCCGGAAAAGGGAAUACGAAAACGCAAAACUUACUGCUGAAAAACGACGAAUUGCGGAACUCAAAGAAACUUUGGCACGACAAGAAUUGGACAGAAUUCAGUGGAGAAAGAAACUCGCAAAAAUGAACAAAGAAAAAUUGUUAAAACUAAAAAAUGAAGCAAACGAAAAAAAGAAAACACAGAACGAACUCACCGAACAAUUUAAAAAGUUCAACCAGAUGCUUUCGACUGAUUUGUAA